AUGCCGGAGUCGCCGUUUACGGGUGAACGAGGCGUUUGCGGAGCUGGUACCCGGCGCUACCGGCGGCGCGAGGAGCUGCAGCGGCUGCAGGAUCGAUACGGGAGCCCCAGCGCCAGCUCCAGCGACGACACCGAGUCCAGCGGGGACGAGGCUCCCCUGGACCCCGUCCUGGAGCGGGAUUUCUACCGUACCCUGGCUCUGCUCAAGACCCGAGACCCCCGAAUCUACCAGCCUGGCACCACCUUCUACAGGCAGCCAGAGUCCUCAUCGGGGAGUGAUGCUGAGGAGGAGGAGGCCGAAGGGCAGCCAGCCAAGCCCAUGUACCUGAAGGACUAUGAGAGGAAGGUGGUGCUGGAGAAGGGAGGCAAAUACGUGGAUGAGGAGGGGGAAGGAAGAUGAGGGUGAGGCGGCGCUGAGCGGAGA
Messenger RNA from Colius striatus (speckled mousebird), 423 nucleotides. Its product is annotated as protein KRI1 homolog. The record is from RefSeq and is a predicted model, not a curated record. The transcript has 5 exons. NCBI's taxonomy places the organism in Eukaryota, Metazoa, Chordata, Aves, Coliiformes, Coliidae. The coding region runs from base 1 to 399 and encodes 132 amino acids. Gene Ontology annotation, cellular component: nucleolus; 90S preribosome. Gene Ontology annotation, biological process: endonucleolytic cleavage in ITS1 to separate SSU-rRNA from 5.8S rRNA and LSU-rRNA from tricistronic rRNA transcript (SSU-rRNA, 5.8S rRNA, LSU-rRNA).